AUGACCGGGGUUUUAAGUGACGAAGCCGGCGCCAUUUUCAUCCUGGUCAAUCACGUGGUGCUGAGCAGCGUGAUCGGAGUUUUCGGAAUUGGGGCGAACGUCAUCAACAUGUGCGUGUUUUUGAAAGAAGGUCUGAGCAACUCCACGAACAUCAGUUUCUUCUGCAUGGCGAUCUCUGAGCUCUGCAGUCUCGUCACCUUGCUGUGGUUGAACGUCUGCCUGAACCCUUACGUCGGCCGCCUCGACGACGGCAUCAAUUUUACGGACGUAUCUUAUCUGACCGCCGGGUGGCCCCACGGCUGCGCCGCCCGCAUCACCAGCUGGAUCACCGUCUACAUCACGUUCGAGCGCUGCUUGUCCAUAACGCUGCCCCUGAGGAUCAAACAAAUCCUUACCCCUCGAAAAACGGCCACCAUAGUGGCGAUAAUCUACGUCGUGAAUAUCUUGUCCUUGGUACCCGAGUAUUCCACUGUUUAUUUGGAUUGGAGAGUUGCCGCUCCUAAAAAUAAAAAGACCUUUGGGCUGGCGUUUAGAAGUAAUCGACCCGUAACGAAAGGUCUCACGUUUGCAUUCCACGGUGCGUUCUCGUUCAGUGCAUUUCUGUGCGUUGUGUUUUUCACCAGCGUGCUGGCCAUCCAGCUCCGACGCACGGCGAGAUGGCGUCAGCAGUCGACGUCUGAUCAAGUUCAAAUGAAAACGAUGUCAACAAGGGAUCAGAAGACCGUGAUCAUGAUCAUCAUGGUCGCCCUGUCUCUGAUCGUCUGCUACUCGCCAGGGGUUACCCUGUCCGCCAUAACCAUCUGCGUGGCUGGAUUCAGCGUGGAUGGAAAGGAGAAAAACUUAUUUUGGGCUUCGUGGUCGUUUGGCUUCAUGCUACACUCCGUCAACUCCAAUGUGAACAUUCUACUGUAUUACAAGAUGAGUUCCAAGUAUCGGAAAAUAUUUAAAGAAUUGUUUAAAAGAAGGGAAACAUCAGACGGAAGUUCCAUGAGA
Messenger RNA from Lymnaea stagnalis (great pond snail), 993 nucleotides. The record is from the annotation of a GenBank genome assembly. NCBI's taxonomy places the organism in Eukaryota, Metazoa, Mollusca, Gastropoda, Lymnaeidae.